Messenger RNA from Haliotis rufescens (red abalone), 719 nucleotides. RefSeq lists its product as uncharacterized. Gene Ontology annotation, molecular function: chitin binding. The record is from RefSeq and is a predicted model, not a curated record. Lineage: Eukaryota; Metazoa; Mollusca; Gastropoda; Lepetellida; Haliotidae. The coding region runs from base 69 to 602 and encodes 177 amino acids. Gene Ontology annotation, cellular component: extracellular region. The transcript is spliced from 5 exons.
CCGUCAUAUUUAUAACGAAAAGCCUUUUCUUUGGGUAGAUCAUCACCUCGAGAUAACAUAUCGCCAAAAUGAAGUCCUCACUCGUUAUUGUCACAGUUUUGGUUGGGUGUUUCCUCCCCGCUAUACGAGCUCAGGUGGAGGGUGUCUUCUGUUCCGAGAGCAGCACUGUCUUCAUGCCCUCACCAGACGCCGGAGAAUGCUCCGUCAACUUCCGCUGUUCCAAGAACGUGUGGGUCAAGUACCGUUGUGCGACCGGCCUCGUCUUCAACCCAGACACCCAGCUCUGUGUCUUCCCGGAAGAUAACCCAGCAUGCAGCAAUCCCAGCCCUGCCAACUUCGCCAGUCUCCUGAGGGCUGUGGAUCAGUCCUCCGACUGUGCGAUGCCAUGCUCCCCGCAGCUCGACGCCGUCUACCCCAAGCUGUCGGAAACCACCAUCGACUGUAACGGGUUCUACGCGUGUCGUGCGGGCCGCCUGUACGAAGGAUUGUGUACUGAUUUGGGGGAUGGCUUCGCCGUGUACGAUACGUUCUCCAGGAGCUGUUCCAAGGAAGUCGAUCAGUUCAACUUCAACUGUGCAACAUAUGUCCCUCCGUCACCCUAGGAUGUUGAAGUUGACGGAGACAUCGCAACGACGACAUCACCGAUGAUGAGACUGUCACUACAGCUCCGUCACGACUACUGUGUAAGAUGUGGCAAUAAAGUUAAUGUUAAAUAUUAA